AUGAUAAGUUUAUACAAAUUACUCGCUACGCUCAUAAAAAACGGGCUACACAAUAACCCACUCUCUCUUCGCUCCUUCUUCCUUACCUGCGCAAACUCCCUCGACACCGCACGCUAUGCCGCAUCCCUCUUGCUCCGUUUUCCCAUCCCACCCGACCCAUUUUCCUACAACACAAUCAUCAAACAAGUCGCACCCCAUUCUCCCACCCUCGCCCUUUCUCUAUUUUCCCAUAUGCACCGUAACUCCGUCCCCUUCGACCACUUCACUUUCCCACUCAUCCUCAAACAGCACCACCCCUACCACCUUCACUCUCUCAUUCUGAAGCUCGGUUUCCACUCCAACAUCUUCGUUCAGAACGCGCUUAUUAAUGCUUAUGGUUCUUGUGGCUCACUCCAUCUUGCAGUCAAACUGUUCGACGAAAUGUGUCAGAGAGAUUUAGUUUCUUGGUCUACUUUAAUCGCUUGUUUCGUUAAUAACAACCUUCCCGCUGAAGCGAUUUCGAUUUUCCAACAAAUGCAGCUUGAUCACCCUGACAUUGUGAGUUCCAUUGAUGGGGUUAUUAUGCUGAGUGUUUUAUCUGCGGUUUCGAGCUUAGGUGUGCUUGAAUUAGGUGUCUGGGUUCAUUCUUUUAUUUCCAGGAUAGGGCUUUUAAUUACUGUUCCAUUGGGUACUGCUCUUAUUAAUAUGUAUUCUAGAUGUGGGUCCAUUGAUCGUUCUGUUAAAGUGUUUGAUGAAAUGCCUCAUAGAAAUGUAGUUACCUGGACUGCAUUGAUUAAUGGGCUUGCUGUUCAUGGACGGAGUAGGGAAGCUUUGAAAGUGUUUGAUGACAUGAAGGAGUCUGGUUUGAAGCCUGAUCGGGCUUCAUUUAUAGGUGCGUUGGUGGCUUGUAGUCAUGGUGGUCUUGUGGAGGAUGGUUGGCGGGUUUUUGAAAGCAUGACAAAUGAGUUUGGAAUUGAACCUAUGCUUGAGCAUUAUGGUUGUAUGGUUGACAUUCUUGGUCGUGCAGGGCUUCUUGUUGAAGCUUUUGAGUUUGUGGAGAAAAUGCCUGUGAAACCAAACUCUGUUAUUUGGAGGACUUUGCUUGGGGCGUGUGUGAAUCAUAAUCAUCUUUUGUUGGCUGAAAAGGCUAGGGAAAGAGUCAAAGAGCUUGACCCUCAUCAUGAUGGUGAUUUUGUGCUUUUAUCAAAUGCAUAUGGUGGAGUUGGUAACUGGGGUGGUAAGGCUGGCUUGAGAAAUUCUAUGAAGCAAAAUAGAAUUGUCAAGGAACCUGGCCUUAGUUUUAUCCAUAUUGAUCAAGUGGUUCAUGAGUUUGUCUCUGGUGAUCAUUCUCAUCCACAAUGGGAGGAGAUUACACAUUUUUUAGUUUCAGUUAUAGAUACUUUAAAACUUGGAGGUUACACCCCUAAUACUUCGUCUGUGUUACAUGAUAUUCAAGAGGAAGAAAAAGAGCAUUGUGUGGGUUAUCAUAGUGAGAAAUUGGCAGUGGCUUUUGUGCUUCUUCAUCAUAGGGAUAGAAGGACCAUUAGGGUCAUUAAGAAUCUUAGGAUUUGUAAUGACUGUCAUGACUUCAUGAAGCAUGUUUCGGGUAUCUUUGACAGAGAGAUUAUUAUUAGAGAUCGAAAUCGGUUUCAUCAUUUUAGACAGGGAUCGUGUUCUUGUCAAGAUUUUUGGUAA
Lathyrus sativus (Indian pea) is the source of this 1674-nucleotide messenger RNA. The record is from the annotation of a GenBank genome assembly. NCBI's taxonomy places the organism in Eukaryota, Viridiplantae, Streptophyta, Magnoliopsida, Fabales, Fabaceae.